GGUUCCACAGUUUCAGGGUCUUGUCGCUGCCGCACGUCAGGCAGUAAUUGCCAUCCACUGGGGAACACCAGGCGGGGGUUACUGGGCCGCCGACCUCAGGAGGCGGGAGGAGGACCCGGAAUGAAGACAAAGGCGCUCACCAUUAAAUCGUACGGCUCGCACCGCCCCUUGCCCGCAGUCCAGCGUCUUCAACCGUUUCUGCGGCAGCUCCGGUGGCCGCGGCUUUGGCUCAGGGAAAGCCAUAGUCCCAGGGCCCCUUCCUCGCCGCUUUAAAUCGGUGUGUACGGACGAUUCCGCGCCUGAGAAACCCACGCUUGGGUGUAACCCUAUUAUUGUCCUCCCUGACCUACUUCCUGUUUCUCACUUUCGGGUUCAUCAUUUUGGCAUUUGAGUGCUCGGGUUAGAGCUAUUCAAGUCCGCUUUCAGGUUAUUUUCCCAAUUUCCCCUUUGCAAGGAAGAUUUCUGGGCUCUCCUGUCUCCAUUCUCUGGGUAGGGGGAGUCCAAGCCUCCGUCCUGAGGAACGGAAAUGCGAGGGCUUUGGGUGUUACUCUAAAAUCUGCCCUCCGCUUGCACGCCGGAAGCUGCCAUUCUCGCAGCGGAAGAGGUGUGACCGGGCUUUCGACUAGCUAUGUCCACUAACAGUAUGUCGGACCCACGGAGGCCAAACAAAGUACUGAGGUACAAGCCCCCGCCGAGCGAGUGUAACCCGGCCUUGGACGACCCGACGCCGGAUUACAUGAACCUGCUGGGCAUGAUCUUCAGCAUGUGCGGCCUCAUGCUUAAGCUGAAGUGGUGUGCUUGGGUCGCCGUCUACUGCUCCUUCAUCAGCUUUGCCAACUCUCGGAGCUCAGAGGACACGAAGCAAAUGAUGAGUAGCUUCAUGCUCUCCAUCUCUGCCGUGGUGAUGUCCUAUCUGCAGAAUCCUCAGCCCAUGACGCCCCCGUGGUGAUACCAGCCUAGAAGGGUCACAUUUUGGACCCUGUCUACCCACUAGGCCUAGCCUUUGGCUGCUCAACCUGCUUCCCUCAGCUGCUGUCCUGGACUUCCCUGAAUGAGGCAGUCUCAGUGCCCCCAGCUGGAUGGAGGGAAUCUGGCUUUUUCCUAGGGAACAUCCUAGGCCUACCCCUCUUGCCUCCCUUCCCCUGCCCACUGCUGGGGGACAUGCUAUCCAUGUUUCUAGGGGUAUCCAUUUGCUUUCUCGUUGAAAAAUGUUAAUAAUAAAGUUUUUCACUCUGGC
Saimiri boliviensis boliviensis (Bolivian squirrel monkey) is the source of this 1237-nucleotide messenger RNA. It is a transcript of the gene WDR83OS, whose product is annotated as WD repeat domain 83 opposite strand. Gene Ontology annotation, biological process: protein insertion into ER membrane. The record is from RefSeq and is a predicted model, not a curated record. NCBI's taxonomy places the organism in Eukaryota, Metazoa, Chordata, Mammalia, Primates, Cebidae. Gene Ontology annotation, cellular component: endoplasmic reticulum membrane. Gene Ontology annotation, molecular function: protein folding chaperone.